CUCAACAAGAAGCAAAUAACAAAUGGGACACAACUCCUAAUCCCUCAAGCUAAGGUUAGACCAGUGUUAUAAAUAGCGCUCGCCUUAGCGCUAAUAGCGUGAGGCGAGGCGAGACGAGGGUGUGUCGCUUCAGAGCUUCUGUUGCGUUGCGAUUUCAAAUAGCGCUCGCUUCAGGGUUUGUGGUGUGAGGCGACUGUGUGGCGAGUAGCGACUGUAGCGUCGCUAUUUUUAAAAAGAAAAAAGAGAAAGGGAGAAGACUUAAGUCGGGAAUUAGGGCUCGAUCUUUUUCACCUGCGAACAAAAAAACUUCAGAGAUUAGGGCUUUUCACCUGCGAACAAACAAACGGUCUUUUUCAGUCUUCUUCUUCAUCAUCUGGCUUCAUCUUCUUCAAACUUCAACAGCCAAAAAACAGAGUUAUGCUUCUUCUUUCUUCUCUUCUUCUUUCUAUUUUUUUUCUUUUGUUUUUUGUCGACAGAAACAGAGCCAAAUAGGUUCUGUAUUUGUGCUUCUUUCUUCUUCUUUUCUUCUUUCUUCUAUUUUUUGUCGACAGAAACAGAGCCAAAUAGGUUCUGUUUUGUGCUUUUUUGUCGAGAAAAAACUGAGGCUUUUCUUCUUCUCUUAUUUUUUUUUUGCUCUGUUUUGUCUUCUUCUUUAUUUGCUGUUUUUCUAGAGGCAUCAUAAUCAUUUUUGUUCUUCUUUCUUUGCUAUUUCCAAAGGCAGAAUCAAUUUUUGGUUUUGCUCUGUGUACUGUUUCGAAACUCCAAAGGCAGAAUCUUUUUUUUUGCUCUAUUUUUUCUUCUUCUUUAUAUAGUAGAAUUAAUUGCAUAUUGACUUGAUAAUUUUUGUCUAUAAAACAGCGUUGAAAUGGCGCCAUCCAAUAAUACUAAACGAGAUAUAGCUUGGAAUUAUGCUAUACAAGGCUCGUCAAGAUUCAUAAUUAAAUGUGUGUUUUGUCAAAAAACGUAUAAUGGUGGGAUAAUUCGUCACAAGCAACAUUUGAUAGGUGGAUUUAAUAAUGUAAUACAAUGUCCCCUUUGUCCGCCUGAGGUUAGGGAGGAAGUAAAAGCAUUUGUUGAAAAGAAAAAUAUGGUAAAAACUCAAAUGAAUUAUGAAGCAUCGGUGAAUCUAAUUGAUGAAGAUGAUGAGAUGGAUGAAUAAGGUGAAAUGGGACCUCCCCCCUUAAAAGGCCCUCUCAAUCUAGUGGGUCAUCCACGGCACGUACGGUGGCAAAAGGCCCUCUCAAUCUUUAUUUCUCGGCAAAACAACAAGAAACGGGAAAAAGUGAAGAAGGUUCAGGUUUAGAAGCCAAGAAGAUUUUGAGGGAUCGCGCCGUCAGUGCCUUUGCAUCAUGGAUGUACGAUGCAGGACUUCCUUUCAACUGUGUCAACUACAAAACUUUUGAUAAAUUCAUUGAGGCCGUAGGACAAUAUGGCCCAGGAAUGAAGCCUCCUAGCUAUCAUGAAGUUAGAGUAACUCAUCUUAAAAAGGAGGUGAAGAAGAUGGACCAAAUUAUUGAGGAGCAUAAAGUGGAAUGGAACAAGUUUGGAUGUUCCAUUAUGAUGGAUAAAUGGACAACACAGAAUGGAAAAAUGAUCAUAAAUGUGUUGGUGAACUCUCCAAGAAGGAGUGUUUUUCUUGAAUCUCACGAUGCUAGCAACUCUUCUACGGAUGGAAGCAAAAUGUACAGCUUGUUUAGAAAUACUAUUGAUAAAAUUGGAAAGGCAAAUGUUGUACAAGUUGUUACAGAUAAUGCUAGUGAGAAUGUUAGUGCGGGGAAGAUGAUGGAAGCUAUCUAUCCAAACAUUUAUUGGACUCCAUGUGCUGCCCAUUGUAUCAACUUGAUGUUUGGUGACAUAUUCAAGGAAAACCCAUAUGCUUUAGUUUUCAUUAAGGCCGUCAAGGUAUAUGCUUACAUCAGUCAGAGGCCGUUGUUGUUGAAUUUGAUGAGGAAAUUCACAAAAGAAAGAAAUUUGGUUAGACCGGCCAAGACUAGAUUUGCAACGACUUUCUUAACUUUGCAUAGCUUUUACUUGCAAAAGGCAAAUUUGAGAAAGCUAGUUCUUUCGACUGAAUGGAAAGAUAAUAAAUAUGCAAAGGAAGCUGCGGGGAAAGAAGCUGCCAAAGUUCUUAUUGCUCCAUCAUUCUGGAAUGAUGUCGUUCGGGCUCUUAAAGUUGGUGGUCCUUUGAUUAGGGUGCUUCGUAUGGUGGAUGGGGAGAAAAAACCACCAAUGGGCUAUCUUUAUGAAGCUAUGGAUAGAGCCAAAGAGAGUAUUGCAGCAUCAUUUGAUGGAAAUGUUAGGAAAUAUGAGAAAGUUUUUGAGAUAAUUGAUACCAGGUGGAACAAUCAACUCCAUCGACCUUUGCAUACAGCAGGCCAUCUUCUGAACUCGGGAUUAUUUUACAAGAACACUAGUGAUGAAACUUUGGAUUCAGAGGUGUGGAUUGGAUACCAUGCAUGUCUUGAGAAGUUGAUCCCUAAUUCAGCGACGAUAGAUCUAAUAGGGGAGGAGUUUGGUAAGUACUCACAAGCAGAUGGCCUAUUUGGUUUACCGGUUGCCAUUAGAGCCAGAGACAAAAGGUCGCCAGGUAACUAAC
Molecule: messenger RNA, 2596 nt
Organism: Nicotiana tabacum (common tobacco)
Lineage: Eukaryota; Viridiplantae; Streptophyta; Magnoliopsida; Solanales; Solanaceae
Source: RefSeq, a predicted model, not a curated record